GAAUAUGCUGACGAGGUGCUGCGAUAGAAUUUUCUACGUUUAUAGAUAGCGUCCCUCAUAUGGAACACCAUUAUCAAAUGAUCCAAAACGCUCCUAAUAUAAACAUAACUGUAAGACAUAACUUUCCAACUGACAUAAUGGGACACAGCGGAUGGUUACUGAUGUCUACCUUAGCUGUGUUGUUAGUGUUAGUAAAUACAAGCCAAUUGGGUUGUAUAGUAUUAGACCUUAGUAAGGUUGAUUUUGAUCCACCAAUAAAAGUUGUGCAUGGAACUUUUAGAAAUGGUGGCAUUUAUACAUUCCUUGAUACAGAAUCUGUACAUCCACAAGCCAUUGUCUUUGGAAAACACUUGGUCGACAUACCGUCAAACCAAGCAACUCGCCCAGGGCAUAUGAAAAUACAUAUUUAUAUGAAAUAUGGCAAGCCAAUGAUCGGUAUUACAUAUAUGUAUACUCGCAGUAAAGUGAAAUGGAGAACCAAGUUUCUAGUUUUUUCCGAAGGGGAAUAUAAAUUAGCGCCGAUGCAGUACAAGUUCUUAUUUGUCAAUGGUCCCAUAUCAGUGCCUUACGACUUUGAUGAUAUGGAAUGUCAUCCAUUUAUCAAAAAAAGUCGCAUACGUCCAUACGCUAAUGGUACUAUGUUAUCUAGCAGUAAAUACAGGUAUGUAAAAAAACGCCUAGUUAUUCACCGUCUACCGACAUUGCUUAACGAUGAAAUAAUAAUCUCACCCUUUACAUGGAUAAAUAAAUCUUUUAACUCCAUAGGUAAAAAGGUAUCUAUAUCGUCUCAUAGUCAAAAGAUCUUUGUUCCUGAAUCCGGUGGCUAUAUAUAUCUAUAUUUCGGCUAUCAAGGACGAAGCAGACAUACCGUGAAUAUACCACCAAUUGUUGAUGGGAUAUUUAAUCGGAGGAGUAUUAUGGGUUACACAUACAAGUUUAGUACACUUGGUGAUAAAUCACCAGGCUCCUUUUUAUUGAAAAUAGUUAUUGAUAUUUCAAAAACCACCCAUGAUCUCUCUGAGGUUGUAAUAUUGUACAACUUAGCAAUGGGUGAUUGGAUUUACACCCAGUACGUUUUAAUUGAGAAACUUUAUUCUAUACAUUUAACUGUAAGAGUUGUAAACAGUGCCUUGAAUUGUACAAUAUACGAAACUGGUGAGAAUGAGUUCAUUUCCCAUGUUGAAACCUUCAUAAAUCGAAAACAAGGGUGUCAGUUUAUAGUGGUCAACUUAUUGAAGAUUCAGAAACGUGGAGAAAAUUUUUCAAUAAACUAUGGAAUUUCCAAGAUUUUUAACGUUAUAUACCAUGAAAAUGAUAUAAUUUAUUAUGAUCUAUCUAAAUAUUGGAUCGAUCCUUACAUGGAGAUGCUAAAUAACAUCGCAAUUGCUCCAAAAUUUGCAAAACCAGAUGAUAUCGGCAUACUUAUGAAUAGAUUGAUGCGUAACACUUGAACCAUAGUGGAAAUCUAAUGACAAGUGCCUUCCUUUUUGCCCUUUACAAGGGUAAAACCUAGUAUUUAC
Babesia bovis T2Bo is the source of this 1520-nucleotide messenger RNA. RefSeq lists its product as uncharacterized. The record is from RefSeq and is a predicted model, not a curated record. The transcript has a single exon. NCBI's taxonomy places the organism in Eukaryota, Apicomplexa, Aconoidasida, Piroplasmida, Babesiidae. The coding region runs from base 60 to 1451 and encodes 463 amino acids.